GGCCGGGUUGUUGGUAAACCGGACGGCUCGGAGCGGGAUUGGUCUCCGUGAAAACCAUAUUCGUAUUUCCUCGCACGCCUGCUCGCCACCCAGGCUGCCCAGGAAUUCUAGAAUUUGGCAGACUGUCUAGAAUUCUUUUUUUGGUAGGGAAUAAAGUUUUUAUUAACUCUCCAAGAAAGGAGAGGAGCAUGGUGUGGAGAGAUACACCAGCCGGUCUAAAUUCUUUACGUGGGACUUGGGAUCGUCGGUGUCUCCUCCGGACCACCAGGACUGGUGGCAGGUCAGCCCCUUGAGGUGAUCAGCUGCAGUCCAGGGGCCUAAUGGCAGCAGAGUCGCUGACUGAACUGGAGGCGGCCAUCGAGACAGUGGUCACCACCUUCUUCACCUUUGCAGGGCAAGAGGGCCGGAAGGGCAGCCUCAGCAUCAACGAGUUUAAGGACCUGGCCACUCAGCAGUUGCCUCACCUGCUCAAGGAUGUGGGCUCCUUAGAUGAGAAGAUGAAGAGCUUGGAUGUGAAUCAGGACUCAGAGCUCAAGUUCAAUGAGUACUGGAGGCUGAUUGGGGAGCUGGCCAAGGAAAUCAGGAAGGAGAAGGCCUUGGAGAUCCGGAAGAAGUAAAGCCGGCUGGCCAGGAUGGGGUGGGCAGGGCAGGACCAGGCAGAAUCCCAUUCCCCCCCAAUAAAACCUCCUCCUUAAAACAUGAAUGU
Molecule: messenger RNA, 706 nt
Organism: Pteronotus mesoamericanus
Lineage: Eukaryota; Metazoa; Chordata; Mammalia; Chiroptera; Mormoopidae
Gene: S100A13
Product: S100 calcium binding protein A13
Exons: 3
Coding region: 321-617 (98 amino acids)
Biological process (GO): positive regulation of canonical NF-kappaB signal transduction; positive regulation of cell population proliferation
Cellular component (GO): perinuclear region of cytoplasm
Molecular function (GO): RAGE receptor binding; calcium ion binding; calcium-dependent protein binding
Source: RefSeq, a predicted model, not a curated record